UUACACACGAAAAGUUAGUUAAGAAAAAAAAAAAUGGAGAAACAGAACAUUAUCACAAACACUUCUUCUUCUUCUUGGAUUCGUGGUUCUUGUAUUGGACGAGGUUGUUUUGGUUCCGUAAGCAAAGCUUUGAGUAAAAUCGACGGUGGAGUUUUCGCCGUGAAGUCAGUAGAUCUCGCCACGUGUCUUCCUUCUCAAGCCGAGUCGUUAGAGAACGAAAUCGUUAUUCUCCGGUCGAUGAAGUCUCAUCCAAACAUAGUGAGGUUUCUCGGUGAUGACGUGUCUAAAGAAGGGACGACGUCGUUUCGUAAUCUUCAUUUAGAGUAUUCACCGGAAGGUGACGUGGCAAGCGGUGGAAUUGUUAACGAAACGCUUCUCCGGCGUUACGUGUGGUGUCUUGUCUCUGCUUUGAGUCACGUUCAUGCUAACGGAAUUGUUCACUGCGACGUUAAAUCUAAGAACGUUCUUGUGUUUAACGGUGGUAGCUCCGUUAAGCUAGCGGAUUUUGGAUCGGCGGUUGAGUUUGAGAAAUCGACGGUUCAGGUUUCGCCACGUGGAAGUCCGCUUUGGAUGGCUCCGGAGGUGGUUAGACGUGAGUACCAAGGACCGGAGAGUGACGUGUGGUCUUUAGGAUGUACGGUCAUAGAGAUGCUCACCGGAAAACCAGCCUGGGAAGAUCACGGUUUCGACUCGCUGAGUCGGAUCGGGUUUUCUAACGAGUUGCCUUUUAUUCCGGCGGGAUUAUCGGAACUCGGGAGAGAUUUCUUAGAGAAAUGCUUGAAACGUGAUCGGAGUCAGCGGUGGAGUUGUGAUCAGCUUUUGCAGCAUCCAUUUCUUUUUCAAGAUCAUCAUGACUCGUUCUUGACCGAGUCGUCUCCGCGUUGCGUUCUUGACUGGGUCAACUCGGAGUUCGACGAAGAAGAAGAGAGCAACGAGUCGAGACCAGAAUCCACGGUUUCAGCAAUGGCAAGGAUAAGUAAAUUAGCGAUGACCGAAGGGGCAAAUUGGGAAUCUAAUGGUUGGACUGAGGUUAGAGACACUUCCGAAGAGUCGGGGACAAUAAAGGAAGUUCCUGUUUCAACAAGGGUAGAAUUGGGAUUUAACACAUCAUCGGAGUCGUCGAGCGAUGAUUUCGUAAGACAGCCGGAAAAUGAAGAGUCGGCGACGGAUUUGGCGUCGGCAAUGACGUGUGAAGCAGACAAUAAAUAUGGUAAUAAGGAAGAGAAAAUGGAAGAUGACGAUGAAGUGGUGGGCAACGUUGAGUUGGCUUACCACAACUCAUAAGUUUUUCAAUUUAGAAAAAAGUAUCAACAUAGAUAAUAUACGUUUAAAUUAAAG
Arabidopsis arenosa is the source of this 1338-nucleotide messenger RNA. NCBI's taxonomy places the organism in Eukaryota, Viridiplantae, Streptophyta, Magnoliopsida, Brassicales, Brassicaceae. The record is from the annotation of a GenBank genome assembly.